Clupea harengus (Atlantic herring) is the source of this 1627-nucleotide messenger RNA. RefSeq names its product 5-hydroxytryptamine (serotonin) receptor 1Fa (gene htr1fa). NCBI's taxonomy places the organism in Eukaryota, Metazoa, Chordata, Actinopteri, Clupeiformes, Clupeidae. The record is from RefSeq and is a predicted model, not a curated record. Gene Ontology annotation, biological process: positive regulation of MAPK cascade; adenylate cyclase-activating adrenergic receptor signaling pathway. Gene Ontology annotation, cellular component: plasma membrane. Gene Ontology annotation, molecular function: G protein-coupled serotonin receptor activity. The transcript has a single exon. The coding region runs from base 88 to 1215 and encodes 375 amino acids.
CCCUUUAUUUUUGUCUUCUGUCUCAUCUCUCUUUUUAAAACGACCUUUUGGUCACCUUUGUAUCAUUCUUCUCUUUCCUCUCCAAGUAUGGCCCUAUCUAAUGUCACAGGUUCAUCUUUGCCUGAGGGCAGUGAAGUGUCUGGCAGUAAGAUUGCCCUCUCCUUGACCCUGUCUGUGUUGGCAGUACUCACCAGUGCCAUCAACUCCCUGGUCAUCACUGCCAUUAUUGUCACUCGAAAGCUACACCACCCAGCCAACUACCUCAUCUGUUCUUUGGCGGUUACUGACUUGCUGGUGGCCAUCUUAGUCAUGCCCUUCAGCAUUGUAUACAUCGUCAAGGAGCACUGGAUCAUGGGACAGGUGGUGUGUGACCUCUGGCUGGCUGUGGACAUCACCUGCUGCACCUGCUCCAUCCUGCAUCUGGCAGCCAUUGCUGUGGACCGGUACAGGGCCAUCACUGACGCAGUGGAGUACUCUCCGAAGAGAACGCCUACACGUGCAGCCAUCAUGAUAGUCCUGGUGUGGGGGCUGUCCAUCCUCAUCUCCCUGCCCCCUGUCGUGUGGAGGCACCGUGAGAAAGGCAAUCAGACGUCAGGCCUUGAGGAGUCAGAUGAACAGUGUGUCAUCAAGCACAGCAUCGCCUUGGCCAUCUACUCCACCUUCGGAGCCUUCUACAUCCCUCUCCUUCUCAUCCUCAUCUUAUACUAUAGAAUCUACCAAGCCGCUAAGAGUCUGUAUGAUAAGCGAGGUGCCAGCCGGAUCAGUAAACAGACGAUGAACGGGCAUGUGUUGCCCAAGCGCAUGGACCACGGAGAGCCACACAGCCGUGACACCCUUAGUCCUCCUGAAAAGUCCUUCACAGACCCUUCCAUGGAAGGUGACCAUGUUCGCAUCACUGCCCGAAGCUCACACCGUGUACCCCGCCGGAAGAAGUCCAUCAGGCGGCGGCAUCGCAUCUCCGGGAGCCGGGAGAAGAAGGCGGCCACCACUCUGGGCCUCAUCCUGGGGGCGUUCGUGGUCUGCUGGCUGCCCUUCUUCGUCCAGGAGGUGGUGGUCAACACCUGUGGUCACUGUCACACAUCAUGGGAGUUGGCUCACUUCCUGACAUGGCUGGGCUACCUGAACUCGCUUAUUAACCCACUCAUAUACACCGUCUUCAAUGAGGACUUCAAAAAGGCCUUUCAAAAGCUCAUUAAGUGCACUCAGUCCCUUUGAGUAAUGCUGGUAGAAAGGUCACAGGCUCACUGGGAAUAGUCAGAUGUGUGCAUGAAACGGAAAUGAUGGAAAUGAUCUGUAGAGAAAUGAAAUCCUUCUCAGCAUUUUGUGUCAUUUGUGUCUAACUGAACGGAUAUAGCGCAUUGACACCUAGACAUACCAAUCCAAGUGACCUUCAUAUUCUAUUUUGGAGUGAAUAGAUGUCAUCAGGAUGACAAAAUACUUCAAAUACUUCAUUCUAGAAAAGGACAGUGAUAAAUGUGUACCGCGCGUCCAAAAGCAAUAUCAGUCUGUAAACUGUAUCACAGUGCACCUUAUAACGAUGUGAAAUAAUGUUUUCACAUUGCUUUCAAAUAACUGGCCAAAACACACAAUAACACAACCAUAAAUACGUUUUGAAUGGUAUAACAUU